Bacillus rossius redtenbacheri is the source of this 5528-nucleotide messenger RNA. RefSeq names its product tubby-related protein 4 (gene Tusp). NCBI's taxonomy places the organism in Eukaryota, Metazoa, Arthropoda, Insecta, Phasmatodea, Bacillidae. Gene Ontology annotation, molecular function: protein binding. The record is from RefSeq and is a predicted model, not a curated record. The transcript is spliced from 15 exons. Bases 1 to 3408 code for a protein of 1135 amino acids.
AUGCACUUGCACUUCGAGCGGAACAGCAACUGCAAGUGCGACUGCGCCGUGCUGUCGCUCACCUGGAUGGGCAAGGUCCCCGAGGAGCUGCCCGAGGACGAGGGAUGGAAGCUGAACCGCACCCACUACUACCAGGAGGGCUGGCUGGCGACGGGCAACGUGCGGGGCAUAGUGGGCGUCACCUUCACCACCUCGCACUGCAAGAGGGGCGCGGACUCCCCGCUGCGCACCAACUACAACCUGCGGGGCCACCGCUCCGAGGUGAUCCUGGUGAAGUGGAACGAGCCGUACCAGAAGCUGGCCUCGUGCGACAGCUCGGGCAUCAUCUUCGUGUGGAUCAAGUACGAGGGCCGCUGGAGCAUCGAGCUGAUCAACGACCGCAGCACGCCCGUCACGCACUUCAGCUGGUCGCACGACGGCCGCAUGGCGCUCAUCUGCUACCAGGACGGCUUCGUGCUGGUGGGCUCGGUGGCCGGGCAGCGCUACUGGUCCUCCAUGCUCAACAUUGAGUCCGUCAUCACGUGCGGCAUCUGGACGCCCGACGACCAGCAGGUGUACAUCAGCACGACGGGCGGCCAGGUGAUCGUGAUGGACGUGCACGGCGCCAUGGUGUCGCAGGUGCAGCUCAGCCCCGACGUGGCCGUCUCCGCCAUGGCCUGGUCCUGCGAGAAGUUCAAGAUGGAGGAGGGCGACGACGCCGACCUCGCGCCGCCGGGGGGCGGGACUGCCGCAGAUGACCGGGGCGCCGUGCUGGCCGUGGGCUUCGUCAACGGCUACGUGUACCUGAUGAAGAGCUUCGACGACGUGUCGCCGGUGCAGGUCCACACGGGGCUGGGCGGCUGCAUGCGUCUCGAGUGGAGCAACUCGCGCGAGCUGCUGGCCGUGGCGGGCAGCGUGCAGCAGCACCCCGAGUACACCAACCUGCUCAAGUUCUACUCCGACACCGGCGUGCUGCUCUACUGCGCGCUCAUCCCUUACUCGCAGUCGCCGGUGACGGCGCUGACGUGGGGCCACAACGACAAGCGGCUGUUCGUGGCGACGGGCUGCCAGGUGCACAUCGCGUGGGUGUCGCGCCGCAUCGCGAGCCUGCAGCUGCUGUGCCGCCUGCAGAUACACCGCGCGCUGCCGGGCGAGCAGCAGGUGUCGGCGCUGCCCCUGCCGCCGCGCCUCAAGGCGCUCAUCGCCAACCUGUUCGCGCAGACCGUGCGGUGCUGCGUGCCCGACGCGGCGGCGCUGCGCGAGUUCGUGUCGCGGCCGCCAGGCGGCAGCGUGCGCCUGCACUGCACCAUGAUCCGGCACGACGAGGACGCGGCCGCCAGCUCGGGCAGCUGCUACACGCUGUACCUGGAGUACCUGGGCGGCCUGCUGCCGCUGCUCAAGGGCAAGAGGACCAGCAAGAUCCGGCCCGAGUUCGUCAUCUUCGACCCGCAGGUGGACGAGUUGAUGGCGACGGCCGACUCCACGGACUCGGCCAAGAGCAGCGGCUCCUCGCAGAACGCGGCCAGCGACACCUCGGACACGGAGCGCGAGGACGGCUGCGGCAGCCCGCGCAUCCAGAGGCGGCGGCGGCGGCGCCACCGGUCGCAGCCCGGCGACAAGACGGCGACGGCGGCGGCCUCCGCGGCGGCGGCGGACAAGGCGGGGCCGGCGGAGGCGGAGCAGCAGGACGACCUCGCCUACGUCGACACGCUGCCCGAGCACAUCCGCCUGGUGGAGGUGACGUCCAACAUCUGGGGCACCAAGUUCAAGAUCCACGGCCUGGCCACGUCUGUGCCGGCCAACCUGGGCCAGGUGACGUACAAGACGUCGCUGCUGCACCUGCAGCCGCGGCAGAUGUCGCUGGUGAUGACGGAGCUGCGCGACGACGUGCCGCCCGACCCCGACCCCGCCUUCAACCCCAACCUGUUCUCCGAGGACGAGGAGGACUCUGCGGGCGGCGGCGGCGGGGGCGGCGGGGUGUCGGCGCCGCCCAUCGCGCCCAUGACGCCGGCCGGGUGCUGCCGCCCCGCGCCCGCCCUGGCGCGCGCAGAGUCCUACGAGGACGAGCCGCCCCCGGCUGGGCUGCGCGCCGUGUCCCCGCUGGAGGCCCCCGGAGACGUGCUGGUGGGGCGGGCCGCGCCCUCGCACUGCCCCGGCGAGGCGCACCGCGUCAAGGCCGUGCUGGCGGAGCAGGCGGCCGCCGUGAGGCUGGGCCUCAGCCUCAACCUGGAGGAGCGGCGCAGCGCGGCGGUGCAGCCCUCCGUGCACAGGCGCAAGGACAAGCACUGCGGCAGCCAGGUGGGCGCGGCGCCGCGGCGCGACGACAUGAAGUACAUCGACGACGACGCGCGCACGGAGCCGCCCACGCCGGACCGCGCGGCGGGCUCGCGCCGGGCCCCGGCGGUGGGCGUGGCGCCGCGCUCCCCGGCCUGCCUCGCGGACUCCAUGGUGCGCAGCUGCAGCGUGGGCUACCUGGACCUGGUGGACGCGCAGCUGGUGCCGUGCGAGGUGGCGCUGGCCCUGCUGCGCAAGGAGGCGCCCAAGCGCCUGGUGCUGGUGACCCGGCGCAGACCGCGGCGGCGCGGCAAGGAGCCCCGCGGCGCCUGCGCCAGGCAGCCGCGGCUCAGGCAGUGCGGCAAGAGCCGCAGCCUCGACUCCAGCGACCUGCUCCCCGCCGCCGCGGCGCCCGUGCCCCCUCCCCCCUGCUCCUCCUCCUCCUCCCGGGCCCCCGCCCCGGCAGCCUGCGACUCCUCCGAGACGGACGAGGGCCCCGCGGCGCCCAGGGGGCUCGCCGCGCUGGACUGCCUGGCGGGGCGGCGCCGGGACCUCGAGGACUCGCGGUCCCUGCCCUCCCCCUCGCCCUGCCCCUCGCCGCGCCUGCCGCGCAGCAGCCCCGCCAGCCCCGCGCCCUCAAAGAAGACCGCCAAGCGCAACCAGUCCUCGUCGCCCAUCAGGAAGCACCUGCUCAACUCGCCGCUGCUCUCUCGCCGCCAGAGGAAGAACAAGACGAUGGAGAGCUCCGACGACGAGGUGGUCCACUCCAGUGACGAGGUCUUCAACGGCAAGAACUACCGCGACCUGGAGAGCUUCCAGAAGGCACAGCUCCGGCAGAAGCUGAAGCGGGGCAAGUGCCGGCCGGACGCGCCCGAGGGCUGCCCCGCGCCGCCCGCCGGCCCGCGCCGCCGGGAGUUCGUCAUGCACAACAAGGCGCCCAUGUGGAACGAGAACAGCCAGGUGUACCAACUGGACUUUGGGGGCCGCGUCACGCAGGAGUCGGCCAAGAACUUCCAGAUUGAGUUCCGAGGGAAGCAGGUGAUGCAGUUCGGCCGCAUCGACGGGAACGCUUACACGCUGGACUUCCAGUACCCGUUCUCCGCGCUCCAGGCGUUCGCGGUCGCCCUCGCCAACGUCACGCAGCGGCUCAAGUGAACGCCCCUCACACAUAUCACGUUCGGGUCCGUCUGGGCGGCGAGAGACGGCAGUAUCAAUCAGGCUGUGAAGUGACAGUAGAGCGAGGACGGGCAGCAGCGAACACGACAACACUGUCCUGGAGUCGCGGCACGGCACGGCACGGCACGGCACGGCACGGCCCAAGGGUGGUCGUCACACCGCCCUCCUGCCGCCGGUGACACGGUGACACGGUGACACGGUGCAACGCCACAAGCCAGUGGGUGCAUUCCGAAUACAAGAGGCGGUCGGGUGCCCGAAACUGCUUAAGCAACUUCUCAACGUCACGAUGAUAACAUAACCAUGUUUCUCUCACAGCUCUAAUUUGUACGGACCAUUUCACUUUUAGGAACGAGAAACUUGUCCAAUGUUAGGAAUCGCUUUGACUUUAAAGCACACAGUUCUUUAUAAACACAGCGAGAGUAACUAUUCUGCAAUUGCUCAUGUGAACUAUCUGGGAUAUUAGCUCUAUUUCCCAACUUUUGGUUUCCUUACUUCUUUUUGUUUCUUCAAAUUAUACAAAAAAAAAUUUUUUUUUAACAUUUACAGUUAGUUCCUGUAAUUUUUUAUGGUGUCAGGUCUGUGAUGCUAUAAUAGCAGCAAUGUAAUUUAUACUGUUUAAAUAUAACAUGGCAAAAAUUUAUAAAGAAAAAUGCAUAGUCGUAAGUUGUAAAAGUUUCUUACCAUUAUGUAUUAUGUAAAUCAAUAUGAAGUACAUUGUUCUACAUGGUAGGCUUACCAAAGUAUACACAAAAAGUGAUUGCAGUAAUUGAAAAUUUACUAAAAAAAAAUUUUAAUCCUUAACAUAGCACAUCAGUCACAGUUAAAAGAGCAGCAGAAACACUGCUGUAAACGUUAAGUAAAUUAGAUGUUUUAUAUAGACGAAAGUUGAAGAGUUGAGAGUGAACGCUUGUUCCAUGCAGUGGUCAAGAGUAAUAAGAUGUUUACGUCCGUCCUCCUUCACACACAAAUAUUCACCGUCAAAAAAAAAAAACCUGCCAACAAACACCCCAAAAUUAAUUUGGUUUAUAUUUUGUACAUUCUGCUAGUGUAGUAGUACACCAGACUACAGGCUACACUGGGACUCAGUGGCUGGACGGAUAAAGUGAGCGCAACUAGCCGGAAUAGGGCAGGGGGCGUGGGUUUAGAUAACAAAGCUUUUUCAGUGUCAAAACGUAGCAAAUGGACAUGGCCAGAAACACACAUUGAAACAAGAGUUCAACUAUAAUCAAAUUAAAAACCAUUUGAAAAAAAUAAAACAAAGACACAAAAUGAAUAUGCAAAACAUUAAUCCAAACAAAUUAAGAGUUCUCAACCUGAAUGUAAAACUACUAAAUAUCAUGUAUUUUCUUAACCAGCAAAUAAACGUCCUUACUAUUAAGUCACCGAUGAUAUUCUAAAACCUACGUUCGACAGACUAUCUUGUGGACGGCUGUUGUGUUAGUCAUGUCGCACACGGCAUUUCCACAAGCUAGGCAUCUAUCUGAAAAAUAGUCUUACGUGACCUUAAGUAGAUUCCAGACUAAAUCAAUAUUUCAAUAGAAUUAAAUUUUACACUUUUCAUUUCAAUUUUUUUUUGUUUCACUGACUUUCUAUUAAAAAAUAUUAUAUGUAAAUACUUUGCCCCUGAUUGUAAUAUCAUAUAUACACAGGGAAACAAUAAUUUUUGGUUUCAUGUAGCUAAUUCAGGACAUCUGUAUUUUUUUUUUCUCUGCUACCUACCACAUUUAUGUAUGUAUAUAAACUGUUAUGUUUCGGAAAUAUUACUAACUAAUGUUAGCAGGAUUACGUGGGUACUACAACUUGUCACAUGUUAAGUAUUUAUAAAAGUAAUUUUUUAGACAAUGUACAUGUGUCGUGAAUUCGCAUAUUGAUCACCAGUGUGACAAAAAUAUAUGUUUUAUAUGUUCAUAGCUUUUUGCAAAGGAAUUUUAAUGUUUUAUAUAAACACAUAUGAUAUGUUUUUAUACUUCAUUUUUCAACAGCAGCUAUGAAAAGUUUUUCAAUUUCAAUUACAAUUACAAUUACAAUUUGGUCUAAUUUAUGGACAGCAGCUUGACUACUAUCUUGUAGUUGUGUUUAAAUAAAGAUAUGAAACGAAA